Messenger RNA from Kockovaella imperatae, 2550 nucleotides. RefSeq lists its product as hypothetical. The record is from RefSeq and is a predicted model, not a curated record. Lineage: Eukaryota; Fungi; Basidiomycota; Tremellomycetes; Tremellales; Cuniculitremaceae. Gene Ontology annotation, biological process: proteolysis. The coding region runs from base 1 to 2550 and encodes 849 amino acids. The transcript is spliced from 13 exons. Gene Ontology annotation, molecular function: calcium-dependent cysteine-type endopeptidase activity.
AUGACACAACAGUCAUACGAGGAUGGCCUGAAGAAAGCUCAGGAUCUGGCCAGCCGGGCCGUAGCAGCCGAAGCAUCCCUCUCAAACCUGUCGCCUUCGGUCUCCCCUCUGCCCACUUUGCACAAGGCAUUCCCACUGUACAUCUCCGCGGCUGAGGUCUAUUCGUCCUUGUUGUCUUCACACACAGCUUCCGAGCAAGACAAGGCACAAAUCCGAAAAAAAUGGCGAUUGGUCCUGGAGAGAGCCGAAAAGGUCAAGAAGAAGAUUGAGAGUCUCGGUGGAAGUGUCGGAAAGGCUUUGAUGACGGAUGAAGGGGAAGAAGAAAAGAUCAAAGCCAGAAGCUCAACGCUGAAUGGGAUCAAGGCUGAAAUCUGGGAGGGACACGGGAUACAGGCUGAGCUUCGAGACACAAAACCAUACAUCGACGGACUCCAGCCUGAAUUGACUGAUGAAGCGGCCAAGCUCGAUCAUUCGUGGCAUGCACAGCCCGAUUCCCAUUGGGGGAGAGACAUCAACAAAACGGAUAGAUGGGUGGCGCGACAGGGUCUCGGUGCAGACUGUUCAGUCGUUGCUGCUCUUUCGGGCUGCAUGGAGCACAACCGUAAAUGGGGAACGAACCUAGCGGAGAGUGCUUUAUAUCCCCGUGCGACGACAGGUGGCAGUAGACGAUCAGAAACUCGCAAGCAUGUUGUGAAACUCUUACUCAAUGGGAUUUGGCGAGGCGUGAUCAUCGACGCGCUGCUUCCCAACGCCAAGCCGAGUGAUGCCGCUCUCUACCCAGUUCCAUGUGCUCUGUCCACUUCGAAGUCUAACUCAUCAACGGAUAAUCCCCACCCAUGGAUGCCGCUCGUCAGUAAAGCCUACUUCAAGGUUCAUGGGGGGUACUCCAUGCGGGGCUCGAAUCCUUCGACAGAUGUUUAUGAGCUCACUGGUUGGAUACCGGAGCGUGUAAAUCUGUCCGAGGGAUUCAGACGAGAAAAGGAAUGGAAAAGAUUAUACGAAGCAUGGCAGAAAGGUCAUAUCUUGGUGAACAUUGGGACCGGCAAGACGGUUAAGUAUGGACUAGUUCCCUUACAUGCGUACGCUAUCCUAGAUGUGAUCGAACAAGGUAGCGAACGGUUGGUUGAGGUUUACGAUCCAGGACACGGACAAGAGAUUGAUUGGCGCUCUGACGACGUGGUGAACGAUCUGAACCGCUUGUCCAUGGGUCCCAAGCCCCAAACUCGCGGCGUUUUCAAGAAGACUUGGGAUCAGCUGUGCUCUGACUUCGAGUCAUUGAACCUGAACUGGAAUCCACAAUUGAUGCCUGUCACUGCCUCUAAGUUCUGGUCAUGGCAGAAGCCGCUGUCGCUGGAUGAUGCGUCUCAGCCAAGUGAAUCUGCUCCGCGCUACCGAUUGUCCAUUUCCGGUACACCUGAUGGAUCGUCAGAGGUUUGGAUCUUACUCUCACAGCAUGUGACGAGCAACGACAGACCUUUGGACGAUAUCGCAUUGCGUGUCUUUGAAGAACAUUUCGGAGGCACGACGUCUGACAAGGGAGUCUUGCAUCCUUCCAAAGCGUCCGACUCGAUUCCUUUCUCAAACUCUUGUCACUUACUGUAUCGCUAUACUAUUCGUCGAUCCAACACUUCGCUUCUCGUCAUCCCUACACGAGAUCGAGGUAUCUUCCGUACAGACUUUACACUUCGAAGCUUUGCGCCAUCUCAAUACUCCAUGAAUCUGGAACGCAUCUCACGAAUACUGGCGUUCUCCACUUCGAUCCAGGGUGAUCUGACUAAGCGCAAUAGCGGUGGACAUCCAGGCUGGCCAAGCUGGGUAGAUAAUCCACAGUAUGCGCUCAGAAUCUCACCUGGUGACCGUGGCGGAGCGAAAUCGCUUAUCAGGAUCACGUUGUCCGGGAUCAGCGAGCUAGCCUGGAACGUCAAGUUGCUUUGGGGUAAAACUGGUCUGGUUACAGAGCCUGUCCAAGAGUCGCUCAUCGCAGACUCGGGCUCAUACACUCAUGGUGCUGCAUUCCUCGACUAUGCAAACUUGUCGGCUGGGAUGUACACCAUUUCAAUCUCAGCCUUUGAGCCAGGUCAACUUGGCAAAUUCAACAUGAUGGUGGAGACGGAUCUGCCUGCGACUCUGCAACCUAUCCCUCAGGAAGGUGCAGGCAUGUACUCCAGAACUCUCACUCGAAAAUGGACUGAGCAGAUCGCCGGCGGCCGACCCAGCGGAGGAUCUUAUGGUCGCAAUCCUCACAUCGAGUUGGUCUUGCCGAAAGCUUGCACGGUGAUGGCAAGACUAUUCCAUGUGGUUCCCACUUCCAGCCCGAUACCUCUCAACCUGACACUAUUUCAAAGGUCAGAUGGUGGACAAAUAGGGGACCAAGUAGCUACUUCUGGUCCAUACUCCGACAGUCUAUCGGGCGUCCGACUGUCCAGGACAAAGCUCGAUGCGGGUGUCUACUUGCUCGUUCCUAGUGCCUGGGAUCCCGGGAUGGGCAUAGGGAGUGAAUGGGAAUUACGCGUAUGGGCCGAUGGACCUUUGGAGCUUGACGCUCCGUGA